This is a messenger RNA of Funneliformis geosporum, 238 nucleotides long. The record is from the annotation of a GenBank genome assembly. NCBI's taxonomy places the organism in Eukaryota, Fungi, Glomeromycota, Glomeromycetes, Glomerales, Glomeraceae.
AUGUCCAAGGACCCUGGUGUAUUUGUCUUAAUAACCGGUGAUGAUGAUUAUUAUCUCAUAGUAUUAGAAACUCUGAAUCGAAAUUGGAAGGUUGAAAUAUGGUUUUGGACCUCAGGACCUUUUGCCAAAAGAAGAAAAUCAGGAUUGUCUUUUUAUUCUUUGGAUGAUUGCUAUCGAUAUUUCACAUAUGCGUCUGAACUUAAUUUCGAGAAAAAUCAUGUUUUUGAAAUAACUGAUC